AACACAUGUCGAUUGUACUGUUAUAUCAAUUUACAUUGAUAUAUCUUUAAAAAGUGUAUAAUAUUCUAAAACAAUCUAUGAAACAUAUUAAAAUUCAUUGAAUAAACAACAUUUUUCAUAUUCUAAGACAUGUUUCAUAUAUAUUUUUUUGCAAUUUUGCAUAUUUCUUGACAUAACCUCAUUUUUACUACUAUUUCCGUGUGGUAAAUUGACGUAACAUUUUGUGAUGAUAAAUGAUUAGUAACAAGUGAUAACAUUAUAUGGAAGUGACUCUCAUUUUAAAAUCAUUGCGUGUAUCGACCUAGCCAAAAAGCAGGGCGACCUAUUAACCUAGUUACGAAUAGGCCUCGGUAAUGUUUUUAUUUUAUACAUUACUCAGUAGACCGCUGAAGAAUCACUGAAUAUGGCAAAACGUAUAUUAAAUCAACUACUAUUUUCUAAUAAGAUAAAAUUCCCAAUAACAACGCGACGUUUUAGCCAUAAUACAAACCAGGUUCAAACUAAGGAAAUUCAAAUACCAGUGCAAUGGGGACAUAUAGCGGCAAAAUUAUGGGGCAACGAAAACGAACGACCAAUACUGGCCCUCCAUGGUUGGCAAGAUAACGCUGGCACUUGGGACCCUUUAGCUCCACUAAUAAGUAAACAUAGAUCUAUAUUAGCUAUAGACUUUCCUGGACAUGGAUGUUCGUCUUGGGUGCCGCCAGGUAUCCAUUACUACGCGUGGGAUCUACCUCGUAUUAUUCUAUAUUUAAAAGAAUAUUUUAAGUGGGAAAAAAUUUCUCUGUUAUGCCACUCAAUGGGAGCAAUAGCUGCACUACGUUUCUCUUGUCUGUUUCCUGACGACGUCGAUUUUUUUAUAGCCAUCGAUAGCCUCGUGGCAGACGACUACGAUCUGAAUAUAUUCAUAGACAAAUAUCCCAGUGUUCUACGCAAAAUUAAUCUUCAACAGACUCGUUUGAAUGAGGAACCUCCAUCCUACACUCUUGAGGAAAUUGCAAAAAUUUGGCAUUUGGGUACAAGAAAAUCGGUAACUAUGGAAAGCGCCCAUAUAUUAUUGAAGCGCGGUGCAAAACAAUCUAAAAAAGAUCCCAAUAAGUACUACUUCUCGCGCGACUCUAGAUUAAAAUAUACUUUGUUUACUCCUGAAAAAAAAAUUUUCGUUGAAACACUUGUAAAAAAGUUGAUUUGUCCCACAUUAUAUAUUAAAGCUAUAGAUUCACCUUUCUCUUGUGAUGAAUUUUCUGUGGAAAUGAGGGAAAUCAUUGCCAAAAAUAAUGAAAAAUAUGAAUGUCACUUUGUACCAGGCACUCAUCACGUACAUUUAAAUACCCCAGAAUUAGUAUUCCCACUUAUUUUAAAUUUCUUACAAAAAUAUAAUUUCCAUUCUAUAUGAAUAUAAGUAUUUAAUACUAGAUACAAUUGUUAAUUAUAUAGUUUUAUAGUAAUUACGUUUGAAUUUAUUUAAUGACUCCUUAUAUAUAAAUAUAGUUAAAUAUCAGUUCUAUGUAAAGGUUAAUUACUACAAUUUUUUUUUUUUUAGUCUAAUGCUAAUAGAAACCAAUUUACUUUUUAUUUAUAGCAACUACUAUGCACGCAAGUGCUACUAAUAUAUAGUAAAUUAUAGUAAUCAUUAAUCUAAUAUUUUUCUACUGAAUACAUUUUCAAUACCCAAUGAAAAAUUUUACAUCAUAACAUUGAUUUGAAAUGAUUCCUAGUAUAAAUGAUCUCUUAAAUAUUAAAUGUAAUCAAAUUAUUAGGGGCCUAUUACCACAAGUUUAGUAAUGUCUGAAUUAGCUGUUAAAAUUUAAAUAAUUUACACAUUUCUCAAUAAUUUCACAUACAUUUAUUUUUUGGUUUGCUAAAGUGCUGUACUUUAGCAAAUAAAAAACAAUAAAUGUAUGUGAAAUCUUCUAGAACAUAACGAAAUUUGCGACAGAUUUCUGUAUAACAGUGAUUUCUGCUUUUGAUAAUUGACAGAUGACUUGGAUAUUACUAGACUUCAGUAUGAACACAUUUUGAAAUGUCUCCUUUGCAAUUUCAAAAAAUAAGGGUUUAUGUUCUAUUAGAGAUCAGGUUUUCUUCUAUAUAUUUGAAUAUGAUAUAAAGGAAUAAACAUUUUAAACAUCUUUAAAAAAUAAUAAUAAUUUAAUAAUAAAUAUGUCUUUUCAAUACUAUAUUAAGUAUAUAUCAAAUAGUGCAAACUAUGUUGUAUAGAAUUGUCAUGUUUCAAUCUUUAUGUAUCAUGAAUCCAUUUCUGGCAUAGAAUUUUUAUUAUUGUCACAAAUAUGAGCUCCUUUUCUUUCUGGUAGAACCUUCAUUAGUGUUUCUUGCCAAGAAACACCCUCACACACUUUGAGUAUGAUCUCGAAUACUGUAAAUUAAAUUAAUUAACAUCAUAUUUUGUUUAACACAAAGUAAUCUAGAAAGAUAUUAUUUAUUGUUAAAUAAUAUGUAUCUUUUAAGAUAAUUUAAAUUUAUUUUUAUAUUAAGACAGGGUCCAAGGUAACAGAAAUGAAAAAAAUAAUUUUUACUUUAAUUAUACAGAUAGGGGCCAUGAGAACUUUUCAAACAAUUAUAAAGAGGAUUAUAAUUAUGUUAAUAUUAAUAAAGUAACAUCCUUACCAUGAUCUAUUGUUAAAACUUUUCUAGUCUUCAUAUUAACAUAUUUGUCUAAAGGAAGUUGCGCAUGUCUGAUACCUUGUUCCACAGCUAUCCUGUGACAAAGACCCUGAAACAUAUAAUUAUAAACAUAUAUUCAUAAUGCCAAAGUAUUGUAAAACUGUUUUACACUUACAUAAUAAUUAUUCACAAUAUAAGUUAGUACCAAAUUGCAGACAGGAUAAAAGUAAGACUUUUCCUGCCUCUUCAGAAUUCUUUUGUGAUACUGAGUUAUUAUUAAGUUUUAAGUAUAGUUAUGAAAAUAAAAAUAAAUAUAUAUACUUAAUAAUUUUACAUCAAACAUAAUAGAAUACACAUUGUAAAUCUAAAAGUGUAUGUACUGUUUUAUACCACUCAAUACACUCUGUGAGACAAAGUACAAGUAUUUUAAAUAAUUAUUUGUAAAGAAAUUUACAUUUUUUAAUCUGUUAUAGUAUACAAAUGUUGUAUUGAUUUUUUAAAGACUUGCUGUAAUGAUGUUUUUACCAGUUAUAAAAUUUAAGAAAAGCAUAGUAUUUAUUUAUGUGUAAGCAAGUACAGAUUACCUUAUGUUUAUUAUGAUCCACUAAUCCUCCAAUAACAUAAAAUGUAUCUUCUUCAAAAACCUCAAUUACAUUCUCUGAUUCACUUGUUAAAUAAACUAUGUUUUUCUUUGGAAAUGUGUCAAGAUAUGAUUCCUCAUGAAAUUCUACCUAUAAGCAAUAACAAACAAAAAUAAUAAUUUAUUAAAAUUCUAAUAAAUAUGG
Molecule: messenger RNA, 3404 nt
Organism: Galleria mellonella (greater wax moth)
Lineage: Eukaryota; Metazoa; Arthropoda; Insecta; Lepidoptera; Pyralidae
Product: probable serine hydrolase
Exons: 3
Coding region: 404-1393 (329 amino acids)
Source: RefSeq, a predicted model, not a curated record